AUGAAAGUAAAAGCUAAGGAGCGACAGACUAUACGUGAUGCUGAAAGGGAAAAACUACGUGCUGAACAAGAAGCGAGAGAAGUAAUGGAAAAACGACUACAAGAUAUGCAACGUUUAAUGCAAGAAAACGAGGAAGCAUUCGCACGUACGCAAACAGUUUUAGAACAAUAUGAAUGUAAAGUUAAUGAAUUGAAUGCACAACUUGAAGAAGAAAAAAAUGCACGAAAACAAUUAGAAAACUUACAGUAUUAUCUAGAAGAAGCAAAUCGCAAAUUAGGACUGUCAAUAGAAGAGCGUCAGCGUAUAGCACAGGAACGUGAUGAAAUCAACGCCAAAAUUAAUGAGCAAAACCAACUACUCCAGGAGCGAGAGGAAGAAAAGCGUCAGUUUGAGGCUGAACUGGCUCGCGUUCGAGCUAUGCAUGAAGCAGAAAUGGACCACUUCAGUGAACAGAAACAAGAAUCUGACGAAUGCGAACUGGAGGCAGUCAAUAAUGUUGAUGAGGAUUUACGUCAGUCCAAACAAGAUACUGAUGAGGAUCAUGCGACACGCCUUAAAUUAUUACGACAAGAUUUAAGCUCUGUUCGAAAUCCAAAUAAGAUGCAAGCGAUCGAUAUUCAUUAUGAGGAUAUCGUAAGCAAAGGUAUGGAUAAAUAUCGUACACUAAGAGCUAUACGUGAGGGGAAUACGAAAAAACGAGUUGAUCAAUUUGAAUCCAUGUAG
Messenger RNA from Schistosoma mattheei, 723 nucleotides. Lineage: Eukaryota; Metazoa; Platyhelminthes; Trematoda; Strigeidida; Schistosomatidae. The record is from the annotation of a GenBank genome assembly.